UUUUUUUUUUUUCCUCCUUUUCUUUUGGCUGAAAACGAAAGAUAGAAAAAUGGCAAAGUGUAACAAAGAACAGAACCUGAAGAAGGCCUUUGGAUGGGCUGCUAGGGAUACUUCUGGGGUUCUCUCUCCUUUCCAUUUCUCAAGAAGAGAAAAUGGAGAAAAAGAUGUUACCUUCAAAGUGUUAUACUGUGGGAUAUGCCACUCGGACCUUCACAUGGUUAAGAAUGAAUGGGGAACGACCACUUACCCUCUUGUCCCUGGGCAUGAGAUUGUUGGUGUAGUAACAGAGGUGGGAAGCGAAGUGAAAAAGUUAAAAGUGGGCGACAAAGUGGGCGUGGGCUGUUUGGUGGGAGCAUGCCACUCCUGCGACAACUGCACUAACAACCUCGAGAAUUAUUGCCCCAAGGUGAUCUUCACCUAUGGCGCCACAUACCACGAUGGCACCCCCACCCAAGGAGGCUAUUCGGACGUGAUGGUGGCAAAUGAGCACUUCAUCAUUCGCAUUCCCGAUAACCUACCACUUGACACUGCAGCCCCUCUCCUGUGCGCUGGGAUCACAGUUUAUAGUCCCUUGAAGUAUUUUGAACUAGAUAAACCUGGCUAUCAUGUUGGCAUAGUUGGCCUAGGUGGUUUAGGCCACCUGGCAGUGAAAUUUGCCAAGGCUAUGGGGAUUAAGGUUACUGUGAUUAGUACUUCUCCUAACAAGAAGAAGGAAGCCAUUGAAAAUCUUGGAGCUGAUUCAUUUUUGGUCAGUCGUGACCAACAUGGAAUGCAGGCUGCCAUUGGCACUAUGGACGGCAUCAUUGACACAGUUUCUGCAGUGCAUCCUCUUGUGCCUUUGAUUAGUCUGUUGAAGUCUCAUGGAAAGUUAAUCAUGGUUGGUGCACCGGCUAAACCACUUGAGCUACCGGCCAUGCCUUUAAUCCUGGGAAGGAAGAUGGUGGUUGGAAGUUGUAUUGGAGGGAUGAAGGAAACUCAGGAGAUGAUUGAUUUUGCUGGCAAGCACAACGUAACAUCUGAGAUUGAAGUUAUCCCAAUGGAUUAUGUGAACACUGCAAUGGCGCGACUUGUCAAGGCAGAUCUCAGAUAUCGAUUCGUCAUCGACGUUGCGAACACAUUGAAGCCUAGCUCUUAAGAAACUUGCUUUGCUUCUGCUUGUUCUAAGGAGAGAAUACUGAAUUUGGAUGAAGGUGCAUUUUCACUAGCUUUAUUAACAUCUUAAAUAAAGGAAUUGUUUUCAUCUUCCGUAACUGCGAAGCAAGCGAGCGAGUUCAUUUGUGGUGUGAAUUAGUUUCUCGUCUCAUGUUUUCCUUUUCUUGAUGUACUUUACGAGAGAGAGAGAAAUUGAUGUUUCUCAUUAAUGGCCCAAGAAGUUGUGGGCCUCUGCUUCUUGGCUGUUACCAGUUGUAGUAUACAUUCAUUCACGUGGGAUGGUCCCAACCAUUCUAAUAUUUAUGUGGACGUUUUUGCCCACAUGUGCAGUUCCAA
Morus notabilis is the source of this 1488-nucleotide messenger RNA. Its product is annotated as probable mannitol dehydrogenase. NCBI's taxonomy places the organism in Eukaryota, Viridiplantae, Streptophyta, Magnoliopsida, Rosales, Moraceae. Gene Ontology annotation, biological process: lignin biosynthetic process. The transcript is spliced from 5 exons. The coding region runs from base 50 to 1135 and encodes 361 amino acids. The record is from RefSeq and is a predicted model, not a curated record. Gene Ontology annotation, molecular function: zinc ion binding; cinnamyl-alcohol dehydrogenase activity.